Brettanomyces bruxellensis is the source of this 4923-nucleotide messenger RNA. RefSeq names its product urea amidolyase. The record is from RefSeq and is a predicted model, not a curated record. Gene Ontology annotation, molecular function: methylcrotonoyl-CoA carboxylase activity; metal ion binding; ATP binding. Lineage: Eukaryota; Fungi; Ascomycota; Pichiomycetes; Pichiales; Pichiaceae. The coding region runs from base 1 to 4923 and encodes 1640 amino acids. Gene Ontology annotation, cellular component: mitochondrion. The transcript has a single exon.
AUGAAUAGCAGCACUAUUGGAUGGACCGUCAGUGAUUGGACAUCAUUCCACAGGGAUUCCACUCCAGAGGCUUCUUUAAAGACUCUUUUGGAUUUAGUGAAAUCUCUCAAGUCAGCUCCAGAAGAUCCAGCGUUUAUUUCUUUAGCCUCCGAAGAAAACCUGAGACACCAGUGGAAGAUUCUUCAGUCAAAAUCCGAUAAGACUUCUUUGAAACUCUAUGGUGUGCCAAUCGCUGUUAAGGAUAACAUAGACGUUCUUGGUUUUGAGACUACAGCAGCAUGUCCUGCUUAUGCUUACAAGCCUACCAGUGAUGCCACAGCAGUAAGUUUACUACGGGAAGCUGGUGCGAUUGUUAUUGCCAAGACCAACUUGGAUCAAUUUGCUACCGGCUUGGUCGGUACGAGAUCACCUUACGGUGUCACUCCAUGCACUUUCAGCGAUAAGCAUGUUUCCGGAGGUUCCUCUGCAGGUUCUGCUUCUGCUACUGCUAGAGGUAUUGUACCACUAGCUCUUGGUACUGAUACUGCGGGUUCUGGCCGUGUUCCUGCUGCCCUAAACAACUUGAUAGGUCUUAAGCCCACAAUUGGUUCCGUUUCGACAGCUGGUGUCGUUCCUGCCUGCAAAUCAUUGGACUGCGUCUCUAUUUUUGCACUUGAUUUAAGCGAUGCUCAGAUUGCUUACAAUAUUUGCGCUAAACCUGAUAAAGAACGCUGCGAGUAUUCGAGAGAACUUCCAGCAAACCCUAUUAGGCACUUUUCUCCAAAUCCUCGUGUUGCAGUUCCUGCCGACAUGGCCGGUAAAUGGUAUGGUGAUACAGAGAAUCCUAAAUUAUUUUCUAAGGCGAUCAGCACUAUGGAGGCUACUGGAGCUAUUGUGGUUCCAGUGGACUUUUCUCCACUCUUGGACUUGGCAAAAUGUCUUUAUGAAGGUACCUGGGUUGCUGAGAGAUGGGCAGCUACAAGAGAAUUUUUUGCCACAAAUCCUCCAGAGGCAUCGCUUGAUAAAACCGUUGCUUCAAUCAUUAGGGGUGGUGCGAAGUAUGAUGCCGCUACGGCCUAUGAAUACGAGUAUAAACGUCAUUCCAUCCUCAACAAGGUCUCCGAAGUUUUCAAGGAUAUUGAUGCUUUGAUGGUUCCAACGUGCCCAUUGAAUCCUACUAUUGUGUCUGUUCAGAAGGAACCAGUGCUUGUGAAUUCACAACAGGGAACAUGGACGAACUUUGUGAAUUUGGCGGAUAUGUGUGGUCUUGCAAUUCCAGUAGGAUUCAGGGAAAAGGACGGAUUGCCAAACGGUGUUACUCUUCUUUCAAAGGCAUUCAAUGAUUAUGCGAUCUUAGAUCUUGCAUCUCGCUUUUUCAAGACUCUCUAUCCCGAGGGAAACAGACCAGUUGGCCAUAUCGCUGGCAAACUUGCUGGCAUUUCCGAUGAAUUGGACCCAGAUGUUCCUUCAGCCGAUUUAUCGUCAUCUUUGAAACUCGCUGUUGUUGGUGCUCAUUUAAACGGCCAGCCUUUGCACUGGCAGUUGGAGAAAGUGCAGGCAGUGUUUCUACAGAAAACAAAAACAGCAGCCAAGUACAAGUUGUACGCUCUUCCGAACUUCAAACCCGGUGCUUUGGCUAGACCCGGCCUAAGAAGAGUUGACCCUGAGUCAGAAGGGGGUGCAGGUGCAGUCGAAAUUGAAAUAUAUGCUAUUCCAUUGGAGAAUGUCGGUAAAUUCUUAGCAAUGAUUCCAUCACCAUUGGUGAUUGGUGAUGUUGAGACCGCUGAUGGUCAACAUGUUAAGGGUUUCCUUUGUGAGGAGGCUGGCUACAAGACCAAGGGUGCCAUUGAUAUUACUGCAUUGGGCGGCUGGAGAGGAUACGUGGAUCGUGCCUUUAGUGACACCGGUAAGGACACUUCAGGCAAAAGAAAGAAGCCUUUUGAUACUGUUCUUAUUGCCAACAGGGGUGAAAUUGCUGUUAGAAUAAUUAAGACUUUGAAAAAACUUGGUAUCAAAUCUGUUGCCAUCUAUUCCGACCCUGAUAGAUACUCAGAACAUGUUUUGAUGGCAGACGUUGCCAUUCCACUUCACGGAACUUCCUCUGCGGAGACAUACAUAAACAUUGAAAAGGUGGUGAAGGCAUGCAAGGAAUCUGGUGCAGAGGCUGUUAUCCCUGGUUAUGGUUUCCUCAGUGAGAACGCUGAUUUUGCAGACCGAAUUGAAGCUGAGGGUAUGACAUAUGUUGGUCCUACCGGUGACUCGAUCAGAAAGCUUGGCUUGAAGCAUUCUGCCAGAAAAAUUGCCGGAGCCGCCGGCGUUCCAUUAGUUCCUGGAUCUGGGUUGGUCUCUUCAUCCAUUGAGGCUAAGAGGAUUGCAGACAAAAUUGGAUAUCCAGUUAUGGUUAAGUCUACUGCUGGCGGUGGAGGUAUUGGACUACAAAAGGUUGACUCUCCUGAGGAUAUCGAAAGGGUUUUUCAAACUGUUCAACACCAAGCAAAGUCAUUCUUUGGCGAUGCCGGUGUUUUCUUGGAGAAGUUUGUUCAGCACGCUAGACACGUUGAAAUCCAAAUGUUUGGUGAUGGUAGAGGUAAUGCUAUUGCAAUUGGUGAAAGAGACUGCUCGUUACAGAGAAGAAACCAGAAAAUUAUUGAAGAAACUCCCGCACCAAACUUACCGGAGGAUACUCGCCAGAAGAUGAGAAAGGCGGCAGAGCAGCUCGGUGCUCAUAUAAAAUACAGAUGUGCAGGUACUGUUGAGUUUGUGUAUGAUGCUGCUAAGGACGAGUUCUAUUUCUUGGAGGUCAACACACGUCUUCAGGUGGAGCAUCCAAUUACCGAAACCGUUACCCACCUUGAUUUGGUUGAGUGGAUGCUUUACAUUGCUGCAGGCGAUCCUCCAGAUUUCAAUAGGAGUAUCACCAUCGAUGGUGCUUCUAUGGAAGCUCGGUUGUAUUCUGAAAAUCCAGUAAAGGGAUUUAUUCCAUCACCUGGAACCCUUACCGAAGUCAAAUUCCCUUCAUGGGCCCGUGUCGAUACUUGGGUGAAAACUGGUACUGUUAUCUCAGCUGAGUACGAUCCUACGUUAGCAAAGAUUAUUGUUCACGGUCGUGACAGAAUGGAUGCUUUGAAAAAGUUACGUCAAGCAUUGAAUGAAACUGUGAUCUUUGGUGUUGUCACAAAUAUUGAUUAUCUUCGUUCCAUUGCGAACUCGGCAAUGUUUGAAAAUGCGCAGAUGUUUACCAAGGUUCUAGACACGUAUGAUUACGAACCAAAUGCUUUCGAGAUUACUGCUCCUGGUGCAUAUACUACUGUUCAGGAUUACCCUGGCCGUGUUGGUUACUGGCACAUUGGUGUUCCCCCAUCGGGCCCUAUGGAUUCAUACUCGUUCAGAUUAGCCAAUAGGGUUGUGGGAAACCAUUACAAAGCACCUGCAAUUGAAAUAACUUUGAAGGGUCCUUCCAUUUUGUUCCAUCAUCCUACUGUUAUUGCCAUUACAGGAGGUGAGGUUGAAGUUAAGUUAAAUGAUGAGUCCGUCAGCAUGUACGAGCCAAUUCAGGUGAAGAGAGGUGAUAGAUUAUCUAUUGGUAAACUUGUUUCAGGCUGUAGAUCAUAUUUGGCCGUUAGAGGUGGAAUUGAUGUUACAACUUAUCUUGGAUCGCGGUCGACCUUUGCACUUGGAAAGUUGGGUGGUUACAAUGGUCGUGUUCUCAAGGUGGGAGAUGUCUUAUUCUUAGGCCAACCAGGCAUUCCUGCAUGUACUUUGCCUGCUCCAGUGUCUGCUCCUAAGGCUGCUGAAAAGUCUCUUGUUCCGAUUUUUGCUCCCGCUGAUACUAAAACAUGGGAGGUUGGUGUUACCUGCGGUCCUCAUGGUGCACCUGACUUCUUUAAGUCGGAGUAUGUUACAGAGUUCUUUACCUCCAAGUGGAAGGUGCACUAUAACUCGAACAGAUUUGGUGUGAGAUUGGUUGGUCCAAAGCCUAAGUGGGCAAGAAAGAAUGGUGGUGAAGGUGGCCUUCAUCCUUCGAAUGCUCACGACUACGUCUACUCUUUAGGAGCCAUAAACUUUACUGGUGAUGAACCCGUGAUUCUUACUUGUGAUGGUCCAUCUUUGGGUGGCUUUGUUUGCUUCGCUGUUGUUGUUGAGGCUGAGAUGUGGAAGGUUGGCCAGAUGAAACCCGGAGAUCUUAUUCACUUUGUCCCUAUGAGUUUCGCCGAUGCAAUCAAGGAGAGAAAAGCCAUGGAUGCUGUUAUUGAUAACUUGGCUGGGGAAAUGCCAACUUUGAACAGUUCUCUUCCUGCUCCAGAGAAGCCUGUCCUCGCUACCUUCAAACCAUCCUCAUCUGCACCCCUUGUCACCUACAGACAAGCUGGUGAUCGUUACAUUCUCGUGGAAUAUGGUGAUAAUACGAUGGAUCUUAAUAAAUCAUAUCGUGUUCAUAAGCUCAUUGAAAUGGUUCACACCCACAAGACUCUUGGUAUAGUAGAAAUGUCGCAAGGUGUUAGAUCUGUUUUAAUUGAAUUCAGCGGUCUAAAAAUUGAUCAAAAGGUAUUAGUUCAGACACUUAUUGCUUAUGAGGCCGAGGUUGUUUUCACUAACCGCUGGUCGGUUCCUUCUAAGGUCGUCCACUUACCGAUGGCCUUUGAAGACUCGAAGACUCUGGGUGCAGUUAACAGGUACAGGGAAACAAUUAGGUCAUCUGCUCCUUGGCUUCCAAAUAAUGUUGACUUCAUUGCUAAGGUUAACGGAAUUACUCACAAGGAUGUCGAGAAUAUGCUUUACUCUGCAAGAUUCCUUGUCUUAGGUUUGGGUGACGUCUUUCUUGGUGCCCCAUGUGCAGUUCCACUUGAUCCAAGACAGAGGUUCUUGGGUUCCAAGUACAAUCCUUCUAGAACAUAUACACCACCAGGUACUGUUGGUAUUGCUGGUAUCUUCAUGUGCAUAUAA